This is a messenger RNA of Contarinia nasturtii (swede midge), 4759 nucleotides long. Its product is annotated as neuroligin-4, X-linked. Bases 1105 to 4293 code for a protein of 1062 amino acids. The transcript is spliced from 19 exons. Gene Ontology annotation, biological process: postsynaptic membrane assembly; presynaptic membrane assembly; modulation of chemical synaptic transmission. Gene Ontology annotation, molecular function: neurexin family protein binding; signaling receptor activity. NCBI's taxonomy places the organism in Eukaryota, Metazoa, Arthropoda, Insecta, Diptera, Cecidomyiidae. The record is from RefSeq and is a predicted model, not a curated record. Gene Ontology annotation, cellular component: synapse; cell surface; postsynaptic membrane.
AAGCAUCAAUACCAUCUUCACAAUUCUUGGAGCAUCACAUUUGCCUCUGAAUGAAAAUUCAUUACAACAUACUAUUAGUAUGCUCUAGAUUGUAUUGUGUGCCCAACAUGUUGAGUGCUGAGCAUGUAUUGGCCUUUUGAAUUUGCAAGCAAAAAGAAAAUCAAGCUAAAUUUGCAGAGUGCGUGAUAAAUAAAAAAGUGAACAUAGUCUUUGAAAGAUAAAGAGACAUCAUUUUUGUAGAAACAUUUUUCUGCGUUUCUUUUCUCAUCUUUAACGCUUGAAUAUUUAAUAUCAAUUAAUUUGUGGCGGUGGUGCAGAGCAUAUAUAAUGAUGUCCAUGUUAAAGGGUACACAUAAUUCAACCCCAUAAAAGGAGACUACAGACAUUUUUCAAUGUUUAGUAUGUGCGAAAAAGAAGAAAAAUGUCAUUCUAAAACAACUUCAAAAGACUUUAAGUAUCGUGUAAAAUGUGAAAUCAUUUGAUGAUACCAAAUGGUUGAAGAUUUCAGAUUUCCAUUAUUAUCAAAGUAUGCUGCAACAAGUUUCAGAAUAAUGGAUUUAUUCACGAAAACACUUAAAAAUCUGACCUAAUAAAUGGCUGGAUUCACAAAUGAUUUUCUGAGCAGCAUAGUUCAUAUUCUGAGCACCAUAACGACAAAUUGUUGGGAUACAUCUGAAGCCCUUUUUUUAAAAAAAAGUUACAUUUGAAGCUCUUUUAUACUAUAUGUACUAUACUUUAUCGAUUGAAUCGUUGUUUAAAAGUUUGCUUAGUUGAGGCAUAGAAACGGCAUAUACUUUGCCUGAAUUGCUGACUUUUUCAAAAUUCAAUGAAGCAAACUUCAUAGAUAUAGCAUAGAUACGUAAAUAGCACAGAUCCCAAAAGAACGCACUAAUAAAUGUCUCAAAAAAACUAUAAAACAAACAUACCAACAAACGUUUAAGAUAGAAAGGCAUACACGAGAACUCAUCUUUUUAUAGCGUCUGUAAUUCUUCCGGAUCAGUUUUUAAUUCAUGCUCUACGAAAUCAAUUUCAAAUGGCGAAGCGAUUAUUGACAUCUCGCAAUCGGAAAAAAGCAAAACAAACAAUUGUAUAUAUGGAAUUCUUAUGAAAAUGCGUUCGAUAAUUAAUAAAAUCUCAACGGAACAAACAACCUUCGUUCAAACAUGCUCUCGCGAAUCAAAUAAAAAGACAUCAACAACAUUGAUGAAAAUUCAUCUAUUUUUGCUGAUAACACUAUUAACUUGCGUCUCAAUGUGUAUGACGCGAGCAUCAGCACAUACAACAAAAUAUAGUUCCAAUGUCAUCAAAACUAAAUAUGGUGAAUUGCGAGGAAUCGUCGUUCGUAGUAAUCCGACUGUAGAAGCGUACUUGGGCGUUCCUUAUGCUACUCCUCCAGUGGGCAGUUUGAGAUACAUGCCACCUGUUACACCAAAUGCAUGGGCAAGCAUUCGGAUUGCCGAUCAUUUUUCCCCAGUUUGUCCACAACUACCCCCUGUAUCAAUAGCAGGACGUGAGGCAUUGCUCGAAGUUCCAAGAGAACGCUUAGCACAAAUUCGCCGGCUCCUACCAUUGCUAUCAAAUCAAUCGGAAGAUUGCCUCUACCUCAAUAUUUUCGUACCACAGGUUGAAACGUCGACGAAAGUUAGUAAGGCAGCCGUCAUGUACAUACACGGCGAAUCAUUCGAGUGGAACAGUGGUAACCCUUACGACGGAUCCAUUUUGGCCGCUCACGGAAAUGUAAUUGUUAUCACAAUUAAUUUCAGAUUAGGUGUUUUAGGUUUUUUAAAGACUGGUUCAAAAGGUAGCGCACAGGGGAAUUUCGGUUUAAUGGAUUUAGUAGCUGCGAUCCAUUGGCUGCGUGAAAACUUACCUGCGUUUAAUGGAGAUCCCAAUAAAUUAUGUAUAAUGGGACAUGGCACUGGCGCAAGUUUAGCGAACAUAUUAAUUACGUCACCAGUCGUAAGUGAUUUGAUACAGAGGGCGAUAUUAUUAAGUGGAUCAGCUCUUUCGCCAUGGGCAAUUCAAAAGGAUCCACUAUAUGUAAAGCGAAAAGUUGCUGAACAUACUGGCUGCCAUGGUGAUUUAGUAGAAGAUGACCUCGCGCCAUGCUUACGAACAAAGUCAUUAUCAAAUUUACUAUCUGUACAGCUUGAUACGCCAAGGUUUUUACCUGGUUUUGCUCCAUUCAUUGAUGGUACUAUAAUUGGUACAAGCUUAAAUAAUUCAGUAACUCUUCCGGUGGGCUCGGCGAUAUCAACUACAAUGGGAAUUGAAAUGGCUGAUUUUUCGAAACGCGAAAUAAUAUUUGGUGUGACAACGUUGGAAUCUUAUUUGGAUUUAAGCGCUCAAGAUCUAGAAUUUGGCUUUAAUGAAACGAGGCGUGAUCGAGUUCUCCGAACAUAUGUUCGAAAUAACUUUAAUUUCCAUCUAAAUGAAAUAUAUGCUGCCUUAAAGAAUGAAUAUACGGAAUGGGAAAGACCGCAACGUAAUCCCCUAGGCUCCCGAGAUGCAGCUUUAGAACUCUUAAGUGAUGGUCAUACUGUAGCACCACUUGUUAGAGUUGGGUAUCUCCAUAGUUUACGAGGCGGCAAAUCGUACUUCAUGCAUUUCAAUCAUAUGUCAAAUGAACGCGAUUUCCCACAGAGAAGUGGAAGUGUACGAGGUGAGGAUGUGCCUUUUGCUUUAGGACUUCCAAUAUCGCCACUUUUUCCGCAUAACUACACUAUACAAGACAUUAAAAUAAGCCGGACAUUAGUUCGUUACUUAUCAAAUUUUGCUCAUACCGGAAAUCCAAAUGAGUCGCCAAUUAUGCACAUAUCCCAAACGAAACAUAAUCACAUCGCCACUCCAAUGGAAGGUAUGAAAGUUGAAGUGAAUACAAAGAAAAAAAGACAAAUGGGAUGGUCUUCGAUUAGAAAGCGAAAGAAGCGAAAUCGUAAUAUUGAUUAUUAUGAUGAAGAUAGCGAUGAAAGUGAACACGAAGAUGAAUCUAGUGAAUAUGAUACGCAUUACACUCAUAACAGAGAUCGUUUAGAGGACACAAAUGAUCAACCAUAUCCGUAUUGGGAAUCAUAUGAUACAUUGAAUCAAUAUUACUUGGAAAUUGGCAAUAAAUUUGGUAUUAAAAAUCAUUAUCGAGGCCAUAAGCUAUCUUUGUGGCUUAACUUAAUUCCACAACUACACAUGCCAGGUGAAUUGAAUGAAUUAUCGAUGAGACAUCAUCAUUUUUCUGAAUCUGAUGCGAAAUUUUACGAUGGAAUUGUUCGUGUACAAAAUAUUGAAAUGCCAGUAUAUACAAAAUCCGUUAUUUUCAAAAGCGAUGCCAAUACAACCCCAACAAAAGCUAUGCUUGUCACAACAGUAGCUGCACUCACAGAUUGCCCGUCCAAUACAACUGUUUCACCAACAUUGGCAGCGACUAGACCGCAAAAAAAUGCUGCCAACAAUGAAAAUAAAUCAGAAAAUCAGAGUUUCCAUAUGGAUGGUUUCUUGCGGCACUUAACCAGCAGUCAUUUUCAUUCCUACUCCGCUGCUUUGGCAAUUACUAUUGGUGUCGGAUGUUUUCUUUUGUUGUUAAAUAUUUUGAUAUUUGCUGCAAUUUAUUACCAAAGAGUUAAACGAACACUUGACGCAAAACGAAAAGAACAGUUUGUAGAAUCUGAUAUGAUGUUACCAAAUUUCAUUGAUCGUUGUAUUGAUAAACGUGUGGAAAAAAAUUGUUUGAACAUGCCUACAUAUUCAGCCGAUUUAAAUUAUGAAGAAUACAAUCGUUUUGUAGAGAAAGCAAUGCACUGUGGUCAACCAUUUGAAAAACAACAUAAAUGCAAAUCAAAGGAAACCCACGUAGGUUUUGUUCGAAUUCCGACACAUUCAUCUAGCAACAACGAAAUUCCGGACAAUAACAUUCAUACUUCCAAAAAUGACAAAAUAUGCCUGUCAACAUAUCCAUCAUCAGAAUCACGUUCAUCACUUUCUGAAGCAGAAGGUAGUAAUAAUAGAAACAAAGAGUUUUGCGAUUCACCCAAAUUGUCAUCUAAUCAAUCAACACAAUCAGAGUUUCGAAAUAUGCACGAUGUUGGCACAACUGUUACAGAAAGUGAUGUAGAUGUAGAUAAUCGCCAGACUUCCAAGAGUGAUGAUUGCCGCGCCGAAAAAUUAUUGUCAACACCGUCAUCAUUGCGAUCAAGUAUAUCAACAUCGAACUAUCAAGGUGGUAUUUUAAGACAACCAUUUGGACCAACUACACCCUCUACAACUAAAAAACGAGUGCAAAUUCAAGAAAUUUCGGUUUAAUUCUUUUAUAAAACUUCAUUUUUUGAAGUAAUUUUUUUAUUAUAAAAUAUAAGCUCAUAUUUCAAUAUGGGCCGUAUAUGUUGUUAGAACUGAUUAUGAUUACAAUGGGAAGCGAUUCACAAGGCUUUUAAGCCACAAAAGAGGCGGGAAAACGAGCAUUAUACUAGAGGAGUAGAGAAACCGAUAUACAUUUUCUAUUAUGAUAUUUUAAAAUCAACUAAAUAAAUGAAGUAAUGAAUUAUUUUUUGGUGUUGUUAGAAUGAAAGAUGUAUUUAUUUAGAUGUUGAUAUUUAGUAUAUUCAAUUUUAGUUUAGACCCAUUUCAUGUAAUCAAUAGCCCCAAAAAUGACAAUGUACAAUAGUUAAUGUUUCUAUUAAUACAAUUGUUGAUUUACAUUACAUAUUUAUUUCAAAUUGAAGUUAUUUUUGAAGAUGAAACUAUUUAAAAAAAAAUAUUUUUUCUUAGU